This is a messenger RNA of Zingiber officinale, 1601 nucleotides long. RefSeq names its product CBL-interacting serine/threonine-protein kinase 21-like. Gene Ontology annotation, molecular function: protein kinase activity; ATP binding. Bases 97 to 1338 code for a protein of 413 amino acids. The transcript has 13 exons. The record is from RefSeq and is a predicted model, not a curated record. Lineage: Eukaryota; Viridiplantae; Streptophyta; Magnoliopsida; Zingiberales; Zingiberaceae. Gene Ontology annotation, biological process: protein phosphorylation; signal transduction.
UAAAAUUAGGAAAACGUUUGAAGGUGUUUAUGUAUAUAUUUAUGCAUGUACAUAAAUGGUGUAGAUAGAGAGAGACGGGAGUAGAAGACGAGGAGGAUGAUGGUCGGUAAGUACGAGCUUAAGCGCACCAUCGGCGAGGGGAUGUUCGCGAAGGUGAAGCUCGGGGUGGAGGUGGAGAGCAACGCCACCGUCGCCGUUAAAGUCAUCGACAAGAAGACGGUCAUCAAGAACAACUUAAUGUAUCAGGUGAAGAGGGAGAUCAGCACGAUGAAACUCCUUGAUCAUCCAAACAUCGUCAAGAUUCGUGAAGUACUUGCAACAAAGACGAAGAUAUACCUUGUAAUGGAGUAUGUAGCAGGAGGGCCACUCUCUGAUAAGCUGGAUUAUCUGAAGAAAAUAGAUGAGAAGGAAGCCAGAAAAUACUUCCAUCAGUUAAUUGACGCUGUGGAUUACUGCCACAGCAGAGGAGUCUAUCACAGGGACCUCAAGCCGGAGAAUUUACUAUUAGACAGUAAGGGAAACAUCAAAGUAUCAGACUUCGGACUGAGUGCGCUGAAAAAGCCAGGGGACUUGCUGUCCACUGCUUGUGGGUCCCCGAGCUACGUGGCUCCGGAGGUGAUCACCCACAAAAGCUACGAUGGAGCUGCUGCUGAUAUAUGGUCCUGUGGCGUCGUUCUGUUUCAACUGCUUGCUGGUUUUCUGCCCUUCCAAGACAGAACCCUCACCAACUUAUACCGAAAGAUUGCUAUAGCAGAUUAUACAUUUCCAGUUCGGUUCACUAGUGCACAAAAGAAACUUAUUUCCAAAAUUUUGGAGCCAUUACCAACAAAGAGGGCAAGGAUUUCAAAUAUCUUGGAGGAAGAGUGGUUUAAAGUGGAUUACAGGCAAAAUGUAGGACUUGAUUGUGAUGAGAAUUAUUUGAGCCAAACUUCCAGUGGCGAAACGCAAACCCACGGCGAAAAUAAUUCUUGGAGAUUUAUUAAUGCUUUUCGGCUCAUUGCCAUGUCAAAGGAUCUUGAUUUGUCUGGGCUUUUUCAGGAAGAAAAAAUAAAGUUUGGCUCGGAGCACCCUGUUGAUGAAACAUUUGCCAAGAUCGAGGUUGCUGCCAAAGAUGUGGACCUCUCUGUCAAAAGAAUAAAUAAUUCCAGGGUGAGACUCCAUGUUAGCAAAGGAUUAUCAAGAAGUAGAUCACACUAUAGCUUAUCAGCAGAGGUGGUGGAGGUGACACCAAAAUAUUGUGUUAUUGAAGUUUCAAAAUCUGCAGGGGAUUUAGGAUCCUACAAAGAGUUUUGCAAGAGCCUAUCAAGUUUGCUGAAGGACAACUCUCGGAGUUCAUGAGGAGAAGCAGAGUCAUCAAAGGAUGGUGAGAAUGAGAACUUUGAGUUCAUCAUUAAUUCAGAUUGAAACAAACUUUUAUCAUAAUUCAAAGAAGAAAGUUAAAGAAGAGAAAAAAAAAGUUAUUUUGCCGUUCGGUAUUAGAAAUGAUAAUUUUGAGGGACUAUUUGGUAAUGUUGUACCGGUGAAUCAUGUCUAUGACAUUUAGGCUACAUUUAGUUGGGCGUAAUAUAAUUGAGUUUGUAAUGUAAUUAAUAUAAUCUUGA